GCGCCAUGACCAGCACAAGCGCGUCGUCUCCGCUGGCUUUCUUUGGGAGCGGUGGCUCGAGUGCCGCGCUCGCCGUGCCGGCCAACAACGACACGCAGCUGCUCCUGACCCUCGUCACCCGCAUCCGCGAGAAGCUGCCAUGCUAUGCGCAGAACAAGGAAGGCGGGUUGUCGGUCCUGCGGGACAAGGAGCUCGUCGAGAGCAAUCGGCAGGCGCUGAUCAAGUUGAGCGAAUUCAGAAUGUCGCUCAUCGUCACACACAUGUGCAUGCAGAUCGAGCAGAUUGGCAAGCUCCGGUCGGCAAAUCCACACAUGACAGAGGAUGAUGUUGCAUCCAUUGCAGACUCGCAGUUGAUUGUGCUGAAUACAAUCCGGGAAUGCAUGUCGUAUCAUGCAGAGUGCUGGGAAAAGAAGCUUCGGCGUGGCAGCGUGAGCGUAGCAGAGGCACAAACCACCAUAUCGCCAGAUUUUACGGAAAAGCUGGGUAGCCUCGUCUUGUCAAACACAUAUCCGCUCUUGAGCCUGAAGGACUCGCCACGAGCUGCAGAGAUAACAGCAGUCGUCAGCUCCAUCAUUGCCCUUGUGAGCGUAUCGACCUUUUCGGUUAUUUUCAGCCGUAUUGGGCAAAAGACCUCCGUGCUCAAGGUGUCGCAAGAGGACGCUCCCGACCCUGGCGAGCUUGUGCUCAUUGAACACGCCGAUCUCAACCGAGCACGGCUCGUGCAAGUGUUGGAUGACAUUGCCUCAAAGAGUGCCGUCUUCAAGAAAUCGUUGAUCAUCUACCUUGCUGGUGCCCUGCGAACUGCCAUUUGGAAUUGGAUUCAUCGCCACCCGUACGAGUUUGUUGCGCUUUCCAAGUCAGAGCAUCGUCUAUGUGACAAUGUCGAAGUCUUGUUCAACCAGUUCGAUAGCUUGAGCAGCGCUCAGCAAAAGUACCGUGCCGUGACAUAUCCCAUUCAAGCAAUGCUUCUUGUGCUGUGCCCCGACAUUCUGCUAGCUCUAGGAAGCAAGCAAGAUGACAGACUUGAAACCAAGGCGCGAUUCUUGGAAAGCUUGAAAAAGUGCUUGUCGUCGUCCAAGAAUCCAGACUUGGCAGCAGUCCCGUAUGUGGACAUUUGCAAAGCCUCAACGUAUGUUGACAAGACGGACAUUUCAAGUCUGCGCUACUUGAUGCCGUCGAUUGAGCAAGAGUUGAAAACCUUGCUCUUCAACCCAGCCAAGCCCUUUACGACAAGCGAAGGCGAAGUCGACCAGCAACUCAUGGUGGAUUACUUGCUUGCCUACUACCGUGUGAAUCCGCGCACUGUCAUUACGACCAUUUUCGCUGAUUGUUUCAAAGAGGAUUCUCCCGCCAUCUUUAAGCUCGUCUUGGUCAAGACGCUCUAUCAGAUUGCGACGGAGGGCUCCAUGAUGCCCUGGCAUCCCAAGCUCGAGCAAGCGUACCCAGCCAUUUGUGCGCCGCUGCGGAAAAUGUUCCAGGCCUUCAUUUUAAAGACGCGCCACCAUGAGGCAAACCGUCGCACGAUCAAAUCCAAGACCGACAAAAAGGCCAUGGAGGAGUCGGUUGAUGUUGAAAUUUUGCUGCGGGUCAUUCAGCUUUAUCACGCGGAUCCCAAGCUCGCUCUUUAUUACAAUGCACAAACCUCGGGCAACAUCACCAACGACAUUCGCGAGCUGUUGACUGGCCUCACAUCGUGCCUGCAAGACACUGGCAACCCAGAGAUUGUGGACGCAGCAGCCAAGGCUGUCAUGGAGCUUCACAAGCCGGCCAACAUGAGUUUGUGGAACAUUCAGGACGUGAUGGCGUGCUUGUGGGAAGUCAGUUCACACGUCAUUGCCUCCAUGACAUUGCACCUGAUUGGCACCAAGUUCAGCGCCUCCGUGCUCUUUGUGAGCUGGCUUCGCGAGCUGAUCAACUCACGCAAUGCCUUCCUGCGCAAUCAGGCGCGCGAGAGCUCGACGGAGGUUGGGGUGAGCGGUGGCAGCACGACCAUGAAAAUUCGAACAACCGCCAACAUCAAGCUAGAAGUCACCUUCUUGUUGCAUCUUUGGCAUCCAGAUGUCAAUGUGGUUGCAGUCGCUGCGAACGGCUUUGGAAGCCUAUGCGAAGAAAUUGACAUUUUGCAUCCCGAUCUGAACGACCAGGACGACUCCAUCCUGUCACAACCCGGCAUUCCAUCUAUCGUGGCCAAUCUUGAUGUGUAUCGCGAGAUUGCCAGAUCUGGCAAUGUGGGCACCGGACGUGCUGCCCAGCAAAAGCGCAUCCGUGGCCUAUUGCGCCGAUUGAUUUGCCAGACGGAGGGCAACCUGCAGGCUUGGGAGGAAACGAGCAGUCGAUGGACGAAUCUUACCACCCAACUCCGAGACUACCACACGACUGCCGGUGUGGCCGAAAGCACCCCGGACCGCAAGCGCAGCGUGACCUGGAUAAGCAUGUCCAAUCUGAAGCUGUCACUCCAAAAGACCGACGAAGCACCUAUUGCCCAGGAAAAGUCGCUACAGGAGCUGCAGACAGAGUGGGCGCAAAUGACUGGCUUCUUGGUGGCGCUCGGUGGCGUUUGCCUUUAUUCGAACGUGCGAUCGCGCGACUUGAUGGCCAUCGCUCCAGCUGCACCGAUGAUUGAUCUCAAGGUGUUCAAAGACACCAUUUCCCGCACGACAGGGGCGAGUUUGGCCGUCUCCUCUCCCAUCCGCAGCUGUUACCGCUUUGUGAGCGAGCUCAUCUCCCUCCUUGUGGUGGACGGUGACGCCACCAGCUCGUUCAUUCGCGAGACCACGCGAGACAUGAUUGGUCUGGAAAUGACGCCGACCAUGUACCCGAUCUUGUUUGCGCACAUCACGCUGCAAGUCGAGAGCUACUUUGAUCCCAAGAACUCUCAGCCGCGACCCUCCGAUGUGGCCACGCUCUUUAUCGACCAAGCACUCUCCAUUUUGAAGCACGUUCUGGACGGCCGCAAAAACCCGAGCGCAAGUGGCGCCGCCGCCGCAGCUCCCCAGGGCGGGGCCGGACCGGUUGGCCACGGCUCGCGGCCAAGCAUCAGCGGCCCCUCUGCGCCCCAGGUGCCGACCAUUGUCGCAUCGUUCGACAGCAUUGACAUGGAGGGCUUGAUUGGCAUGAUUGUCAAGUAUGUGGCCGCUCUCGCUGCAGGCCAGACGACCCUUCGACUGCGUACAAAGCUCUGCCAAGUCAUCGAGCUGGUCAUGUCCCGUCGCGCGAGCUUGACCUUCAAGCACGAGGCCCUCUUCCGAAACAAGCUGGUCGAGGUGUUGAUUGAGUGGAUCUGGGGCUUUUCCGACAGCUCGACGCGUUCCAACCCGGGCGCGGUGCCCAACUUCCGCAUGAGCCUUUCGGGCGAGAGCGGCCUCGGUGGCGCAGCAAACGCUACCGGAGGGGUUGGUGGAGCCAUCAACGGCACGAAUGCCGGGCCAGUUGCUGCUGCCGCAGCCGCCGCACAACAGGGCGUCGCACCAUCGGUUGCUGGCGGCGCAGGUGGACUCGUGGGCGGCGGCGCGACUGCAGCCAGCAACCCGAGUGGCGCCCAGAUGGCAUCGCCUGGCGCCGGUCCUCCGCUGCUCGAUGACGGCAGCACUGAGCGCUUGUAUCGCGAUCUCGAUGCUGCCUGCAUGCGCACUGUUGUGAGUUUGCUCGCCGGCCUGCCGCUGCUGACCGAUGUGGACGAAGCGGACGCCGCGCAGGCUAAAUCGGCGCUCUUCCUGAAGCACUUUAGCUUCUUUAAGAGCGUGAUGAACUCUUGCCGCGACUUUGAGCUGCAUAGCAAGCGCAACAUGGAUGAGCCCAUUCGCCAGCAUCUCAUCGUCUUCCGGGAGGCGACUGUUCUCGCCAUGUCCAACUUGCUCAACGCGAACGUCGACAGCGGCCUGACGCACUCAAUCACGAUGGGCUACCACGACGACACCAAGACGCGUACAGCAUUCGUGGAGGUGUUGACCAACAUUCUCAAGCAAGGCACCGAGUUUGACGCGCUGGCUGAGACGGCCAAGGCGGAUCAGUACGCCAAGCUCGUCGCCAUUGUGACUGGGGACGACACGGAUUGCUCGAUUGCCUUGUCCCUGUGCUCUGCUGUGCCGCCUGCUCAGGCAGACGAGCUUUUGCGUAUCCUCACGAGCAUUUUUCAGGCUCGCGGUCGCGUCGUUCCCUUCCUUCGUGCCAUGCUCGACGAGGAGGUGCAAGCUGCCGAAAGCGCCGAGACGCUCUUCCGUCGCAACUCGCCAACGACCAAGCUGAUGUCCUACCUGUACACAAUCCACGGCGGUGAAUACAGGAAGAACGUGUUGGCGCCCAACAUUCUCUCCAUGGUUCAAUCGACAGCCUCGUACGAGGUGAAUCCGGACAGUCUGGGCCCAGAACCGAGCGCGGUCAAGAUUUCGGCCAACUUUAACUCGCUCAAGGCCAUGACGCUGACCUUUUUAAACUCCAUCUUGUCGUCUCGAGACUCAUUCCCGCCCUUCCUGCGCAUCCUGAACAGUCUGCUGGCCGAUGCCAUCGUCAAGCGCUUCCCAGAGGCCCGCAUCAAGGGCGUUGGUUCGGCCGUGUUUUUGCGCUUCAUCAACCCGGCCAUGGCGGCCCCACACGUUUACGGCGUGCUGCCCGAGACCGUGACGCUCUCUGAAAACGUCCGACGUGGUCUGACACUCAUCUCGAAGGUGUUGCAAAACCUCGCCAACCAGCUGAGCUUUGUCAAGGAGAGGUACAUGUUUGAGUUCAACCCGUUCGUCCAAAAGAACAUUCCUCAGUGCGUUGCUCUGUUUGAGGACUUGGCCGACGUUUCUCAGGACGCACAGGCCAAGGCCUUCUUUUUGGCGCAAUGCGCUUCGACGCCCUCGCCGCUGUCAUCGUCUUCUGUCAAUUUGUCCAACAAUGCUGCUGCUGCUGCUGGUGCUGCUGCUGGCGCGCGGCCCCAGCCCCCAAAGUCGGUGGCCUCAGUCGCACAACAGGCGCCUACCACCGGCGGCGCGGGAGCGAGUGCCGCGCCCGUCGAGACGUUCGUUUCGGACGAGGAUGUGCAAAUGCUCCACUUUUUCCUGUUCUCGCACUUUGAAUCAGUCCAGCAGGAGCUACUGUCGUCGCGUCGCAGCGGCUCGGUCCGCAAUUCGACCGCACGCAUCUCGAUGGCCGCGCCACCUCCGCCGCUGCUGUCAUCGUCACCGGCGGCCACUCCGGCGAUCGCAGCUGAGGACGGCUUUUCCAAGGCCUCCUUCACCUCACUUGGCGCUUCGGCUGCCACCGCCAUGGCUUUCUCGAGUUCGCGACACCGAGCCGUGUUUGACAAGCUCAAAGCAGCCAUGUCGCAGCUCGGCGCCCCGCCGGAAACGGCCAGCAAGAAGCCGCUUCAGCCGAGCACGUCAAGUCUCAACCAGGACAACGCGGCUCACGUCGAGUUUAUGCGCAAGUUUGCCAAAGUCAAGUCUGGCGACGCCCCACGCCACAAGCACGUCUUCUUCCAGGCGGGCGUGUCGAGCAGCAAAAUGCCCGUCUUUUACUUUAUUGCGCGUCGUCUUCAGCCCGAGCUCAUGGACAUGGAAAUGCUCAUGUACCACGUGCUGUCGACCAUGCGUGGCGUUGCAGACAGCAAGCCCUUUGACAUUGUGUGCGACAUGACCAUGUUUGGACGCGAGAACGAGCCGUCGUUGGACCAAAUCCACCGCUUUGUCUCUGUGCUGCAUCCCAAGACGCUCGAGCUGCUGCACAAUGUCUUUUUCUACAACUGCAACUCGUACUUUAAGAAGGUGGCCAAGCGGUACUUCCGCCUCGUGCUGCCGACCAAGCAGCACAAAAAGUUUGUCUUUGUCGACCACAUUUCCGAGUUUGGUGGCUACUUUGCCUCAGAUUUGCACUUGCCCACCUCCACCACCGCGCUCGACGAGAAUCUCAAGGUCUUUAGCAACGCAACCACGUCGGCCGAGUCACACACGGUCCACGUCAAAAUACACUCGGAGCACCUGAUCUUGUCCUCGGUGAACACGCGUAAAAUCUUUGGCGUGGCGACAACCAUUACAGACAUUUUCCCAGUGAGCGAAAUUGAGGAAGCGGUGCUUCGCAAGGACGUGCCCAACACUGUUGUCAUCCGCCACGAUCACGGCGCGGGCAGCAUGACCGUCACCCACGCCGAGGCGGACAAGAUUGCUCAGGCGAUCAAGGCCAUGAUUGUGCGCUGGCGCAUGUCUCGGCCCGAACACCAGCGCCUGUCCGAGCGCAAGCUCCGUCCGAACGACGUUCCCGGCACCAUGCUCAACAUGGCCCUGCUCAACUUGGGCAGCGCCGAUCCCGCGUUGCGUCUUGCGGCGUACAACAUGCUCUGCGCCGCCACAUUUACCUUCAACUUUGACAUUGAAGGACAGCUGCUCGAGGCGAAGGGUUUGUGCAUUCCAGCCAACAACACGAGCUUUAUCAUUGCCAUCAGUGAGAAGAUGGCUGUCAACGCGCCCCACCUGACACUCGAGUUUUUGAGCGAAUGCGUCGUCGGGUUUUCGCGAUCGUCCACUGAGCUCAAGCACUUGUGCCUCGAGUACAUGGCGCCCUGGCUGCCAAACCUGGCCGCAUUUGCCGUGCAGGACGAGGACAACCCCGGCCGGCUGAAAAAGACGCGCAACCUGAUCAACUCGCUGCUCGAGCUGACAGUGAAUGAGCGCGAAAUGUACCCGUCCAUCCAGGCCAAGGUGUGGCAUCCGAUUGCCCAGAUUUCGUCCAUGUCCGACUUUGUGAUUGACGCGUUUGUCCUGCGCGCCAUCGCUGACGGUCUUGGCUCCUUGCGCGCCGAGGUGAUUGCCGACACGGCCGUGACGUUGGCGUCCGCCAACAUGGAUUUGAUUGCGGGAAAGCUGGUGAAGCGCCUGCGCACUGUGAUUGACGAGACGUCGGCCAAACCGGUGGCCGAUCUGGACGAGCACAUGCUUUGGCCUGAGAUUGCCAUCUUGUCGCGCUUCCUGCUCAUGCUCUCGUUCAACAAUCGCUUGAACGUCACAAAGACGCUGCCCGAGCUUUUGCACAUUGUGUCGAUGAUUUCUGCCACGGGGCCCGUUCUCCUGCGCGCCACGAUUCUCGGCCUGCUCAUCAACAUUGUCCAGUCGUUGUGCACAUCACUGCCAUUGUCCAACACCAAGCUGCGCGCUUUGCGUCAGAUUCUCACGGAACUGUCGCUGCCCAAGGUCCACUUGCUGUUUGGCAUCAGUGCCGCAGCAAACGUUGCCGCGGCUGCAUUCGAUCCUCACUCGAUCGGCAGCAUGGCAGACACACUGGCGCUCUCAUCGAUCGAAGCCAUUGCCUCCAUCUUGUUUGAUAUUUCCGUGAUUGUGGACGAAGAUUUGGAGCGCAUGGAGGGAGCCUCCCGCAAAGCGUCGUCGACGCCGGGCGGGCAACACGUUCCUCGCUCGCUCUUGUUGAUCGAGCCCCCAUCUGUGAUUGACACAUCCGCCACCACGGACGCCCCUCCUGCCAACGCGGCCGACGACGACGACGAGCCGCUGUACGAGAAUUUGAGCACCAUGCGUCUCGUGCUGGGCGUGCCUGCUGGCGCCGAGCCUGCGACGGCCGGCGAACUUUCCCUGUCAACCACAGGCACGCUGCACGCCAGCUCGACGACGAAUCUGCUUGCCACUUCUCCAAGCCAGCACAUGCGCGGCAGCAACAUGUCGCUCAAUGCCGCGCUUUCCAACGGCGCCUCAUCGUCUCCCCUCGGUGGCUCGUCGACCAAUCUGUCCGCCACUCGCCUGCAGAAGCUCUGGAUUGAGUUUGCCACCAAGGCCGCCUUCACUCCCAACCCUGCGCUGCAGCGUCGGGCCUUUGUCACGCUCGGCGUCGUCUGUCAAGCGUUUGAUCCGUCGCUGAUUGAGCAGACCUUGAAGGCGCUCGAGACUGCCCUGGCUGCUGGCCCUGAGCACGACCAGCUGGUUGGCUCCAUUCUUGUCUCGUUGACGCGCGCCACCGUCGUUCUGCCUCGCAACUCGCCUCUGCUCAAGCAUCUCGUGUGGCUGGCUGUGUCGUUGCUGCAGAUCGGACAGCCCAGUGUCUUCCCCUCCGCGUUGUCGUUGCUUGGCGUGUGCUUGCGGGCUCUCCACGCGCAGGGGGCGUUUGAUGGCGGUGCCACAAUGCAGAGCGUGCUGAUGGCUGCACGGACGCCUUUCGAAUCUGUGUGCACAGACAUUGACCGGCAGGCGCUGGUGUCGUUCACGGCGUCGUUCGAGUUUGCACUGACAGCCAACAUUAUCAAGGGCUACCGGCAUGAGCUGCCAUCGACCAAAGCGCUCUGCUUGCGAACACUGGGCACGCUGAUUGAUGUGGCAGGCUCAAAAACACCGCGAGGCGAGAUUGAAGUUUCCAGCAGCAUUCUCUCGUACAUUGUUGCCGUGCUCCCGUUCACUGAAGAUCUCAUGUAUCUCAUGAAUCCGCGAGACUCGCCGGAUGGCCGCUUUGGCCAGCUGCUCAAUCGUGCUCUGCUUGUCGACAGCACAAUGGGCACGCUCUUCUUUUCCCUCAUCAUCACGCUGCUGGCCUAUGCCGAAAAUGACACCCAGCGUCUUUUCAUCUACCAGUUCCUCACUGACGCUGCUGCCUGCAUGCCGGACUUGUUUGCGAUUGUGAGCGAGGGCGUCAUGCAGCGAAUUGACACUGAUUUGACCAACUGCCAAGACUUUGAGCUGAUGGUGGUGAUUCAAACACUUGUGAGUGAGAUUGUGCGAUUCAACUCGACCCAGCAGCGCCCUGCGUCGCCAGCCAUCCCAAUUGCUGUGACAUCCGGGACCACCACGACCGCCGCGCUCCGCGCCCAACACAAGAGCCGUCGAACCACCUUCCUCGCCGAUGUCAAUUUUGUCGGCAUCAUGCAGUCUGGCUUGUUUGAGCGCACCCUUUCGCCCGAACAAGCCAAGGCGUCUGCGACUUUGUGUGCAAAGCUUGCGUCAUUAAUUCUUGAGCAACAGAGCGACUCGCAUGCAUGAGCAUGUUUUUGAUUUUGUGCGGUGUUUGGUUUUGUUGAUUGUUUGUUCAGAAGUUUUCGUGUUCAGAGUUGUUGUUGUGUUUUGUGUUUUGUCUCAUUUUAAGCUCCUUCUUGCCAACCCAUUUCCUGUCCAAUCAAAG
Molecule: messenger RNA, 9093 nt
Organism: Capsaspora owczarzaki ATCC 30864
Lineage: Eukaryota; Filasterea; Ministeriida; Capsasporidae
Product: neurofibromatosis 1
Exons: 11
Coding region: 6-8954 (2982 amino acids)
Biological process (GO): regulation of GTPase activity
Source: RefSeq, a predicted model, not a curated record